AUGGCAGCGGCGGCGCUCGCUUCACACAAGCGUCCGGCGCCGGAGGAGGCCUCCCCCGUGGAGGCUGGCAAGAACAAGCGGCCGCGCUACCAGUUGGAGGACAUCGACGACUACGAGAUGCUCGAGGAGAUCGGAGAGGGCGUCUUCGGCGUGGUUGCAAAGGCGAGGGACCGCCGCACGCGUGAGAUCGUCGCCGUCAAGUGGUUCCGCGGCGAUGGCGAAGACCGCGCGACGGUCAUGCUCCCCGCGGUCAUGAUCGAGGCUGGCUGCCUCGCCGCGUGCCGCGGCCACCCCGGCGUCGUGCAGUUAAGGAGCGUCGCUACAGACGAGGCGACCGGGGACCUCUACAUCGUCAUGGAGCUCGUUGCCGGCCCCAGCCUCCGCAGCCAUCUCACGACGCGGCGGCCCUUCUCCGAGGACGAGACGCGCGACUCCAUGAGGCAGCUCCUGCGGGUGGCGGAGAAGCUGCACGCCAAGGGGAUGAUCCACCGCAACAUAAACCCCGACAACAUCCUCGUCGGCCCCGACGGCGCGCUCAAGGUUUGUGGUUUCGGAUGCACGACGCCGGAGAAGUGCGUCUGGAAACUGUGCCCGGAGAAGCCCGCGUGGACGUUGCAGUACUGCGCGCCAGAGCAGCUGAUAGGCUUCGGGUGCUACGGGCCCAAGGCGGACGUCUGGGCGCUUGGGUGCGUGAUGGCCGAGCUACUCACCGGCGAGCCCCUGUUAACGGCCACCACGGAGGACGAGAUGAUCGAGCAGAUGGAGGACGUGCAUGACGAAUUUGACAACAUGGGAGUGGAAGAAGCGUUCGAAGAGAUCGAUCUGUCUCUGGCUGGGCGUGAGGUCCUUGCUGGCUUGCUGGCCUUCGACUCCGACGAGAGGCUCACCGCGGCGGAUGCACUAAAGCACCGGUGGUUCACGGAGGUGGAUGUCGAGGCGAAGCCUCCUGCGGCCGUGGAAGAGGAGUCUUUGUGCCCUUGUUCUCAGAAUCAUAGCUAG
This is a messenger RNA of Setaria italica (foxtail millet), 999 nucleotides long. Its product is annotated as putative cyclin-dependent kinase F-2. Gene Ontology annotation, cellular component: nucleus. The coding region runs from base 1 to 999 and encodes 332 amino acids. The record is from RefSeq and is a predicted model, not a curated record. Gene Ontology annotation, molecular function: cyclin-dependent protein serine/threonine kinase activity; ATP binding. Gene Ontology annotation, biological process: regulation of mitotic cell cycle; protein phosphorylation. The transcript has a single exon. NCBI's taxonomy places the organism in Eukaryota, Viridiplantae, Streptophyta, Magnoliopsida, Poales, Poaceae.